Misgurnus anguillicaudatus (oriental weatherfish) is the source of this 1307-nucleotide messenger RNA. RefSeq lists its product as uncharacterized. The record is from RefSeq and is a predicted model, not a curated record. Lineage: Eukaryota; Metazoa; Chordata; Actinopteri; Cypriniformes; Cobitidae.
ACGUACUUUCACUGAGCGCCAGCCCUAAUAAAACUGCAUGCCCAAAACACUUCUGUCACAACACUGUCAACUGAGGACUAUACAAACAUGUCUUUCCUUUCAGGAUUUUUGGGUAAUAAAGCAGCAGACUCAUUUGUCGACCAGGCUGUGGACAAAGCAGCUGCUGUAGCAAAAAAGAAGGUAAAGGAAAAAUUUGGCGGAAAAAAGCAAGAGGAUCAGACAGGGGGCAUGGGAGGUCUUUUCCCAUCUGAGGGGGAGAAGAAGCCAAAGCAAAAGGGAGGUGGGAUGUUUGGUGGUCUUCUUAAUGCAGAACAAGAAGCACCACAAAACCCACCAGCAGCACAGGCCAGUGCAGACCCCGGUUUCACUGAUGCGUUGGACGAUCUAGCAAAUGAGUUUGCGUCACAGAACUGAAAAGGAAAACUCUUUUGGGUUAAGUUCUGCAGCCAGACCUCUUCUAACACCAGCAUCAUUGUAGAGAGUCAUGGAUGGACUUAAACUACAUAAAAGCAUAUUUCAUUUGUUAUUUUUGUAAAUAGUUUUAAGAGACAUCGGUCUGUUUUUUAGCAGGACCACUACAUUAACUGUUACAAACUAUGCAUAUUACAUUCAUGUUAGGUGUUUAACUCAUGUUAGUUGUUUUAAAAUAAAUGAAGUUUUCAAUAUCAUGUGACAUUAUGAUAUGUAAAGUGUGUACUAAUAACAAAAUGCCCCAUGAGCACCGCCUUUGUGUUGAAUUAUAUAAUAGACUAUAUUUCACAAAACAACAAUAAAACCUAAAUAAUCUGGUUAAAAUUAAACAACACACAUUUUUAUUUACAUUUUAUUAGUUUUAAACAAUAUGAGGCCAUACAAAGUCUCUUCAUAUUAAUAUAGUGAUGAAAAUAAACAUUUGUUUCCAAAAAUACCCCCUAACAUUUGUAUAUAAACUAAUUUAAUUAAUUUACCAAUAAGGUCCAGGCCACAAUUUAAAUGCAAGCCUUAUCAAGGGAACUGUUCAAAGAGCAGCAAAACCAAGUGCAAUAUUUUGUAACAGAGAUAAAUAGCCUGAGAUUCAUCCUGCAUCACUUUCUUGGCCAUAUUUAUAUCAAAAUGGGAAAAAAUAACUAUUAACUACAUUUUAGAAACUGGUAUUAGACAUGUGUGAAGUGGUUAAAAUUAUGCUGUGACUUUAAAGCUUAAAUGUUUAUAUAUGUAAUAAGUGCUUAAUACCAGACCUGAAAAAAAACCUAGGCAUCUAUAAAAUAAGGAUUUUUGUUUUGUUCUGCUGUGCAAAGACAUUAAGUGAAUUAAAGGGACUCUGGCUU